AUGACUGCUUUACUUCUUUUUGGCUUUCUGAUUACAGCGUUGUCUCAGCAGAUAAAUACCGAACAAAUUCCCUUCGAUACAAUAGUGAUCUUUGGUGACUCACAUUCGGACACGGGUAAUGUUUAUAAAUUGACAGAUCAAAUUUGGCCUCGUCCUCCAUAUUUUCAAGGCCGAUUUUCAAAUGGUCUCAUUUGGGUUGACAAAUUGAGUGUAACAAACAUUAUGAAUUAUGCAUAUGGUGCGGCCACAACCGACAACAGUUUGGUUCAAAGUAUCGCAUGGUCGCCAGUGAUGCCUACACCUGGUGUUCGUCAACAAAUUGCGAUCUAUGCGAAAGAUUCUAAUAUAAUCACAAGCAAUUUGAACCGUACACUCUUUAUCAUUUGGGUUGGUAGUAACGAUUUCGCUUAUAAUAGAACAAUGCAUCCAUCGUUAGUUGUUGCAAGUUUGUCUAAUGCAAUCAGUGAUCUACUGAAGUUUAAUAUUAAACAUAUCUUAGUUUUCAAUUUGCUACCUCUUCAUUUAAUGCCGAAUAUUCAUGCAUUUAACCAAGAAUCCUAUUACAGUGCUAUGGUACUUGAAUUCAAUAAUAAUCUUUCAAAGGAAAUUGCUUCGAUGCAAGCUACCAACCCAUACGUUUCUCUACGUAUAUUCAACAUUCACUCGCUCGUCUCAAAAAUUAUCAACAAUCCAAUCAUGUAUUCAUUUGACAACAAUGAAGAUGUAUGUUGGAAUGCAUCCAUCGAUAAUAUAGUGAUACUCUGUAGCGAUCCAAAAUCUUACAUUUUUAUUGACGAGUAUCAUUUCACAAGUCAUAUGCAUGAACUUUUUGCUGAUGCCGUCCGUAAAUUUAUAUCAUCAUCCUCAGCAUCAUCAUUUAGAACGAGCGUUAUUUUCGAGUUCAUUCUUCUAUUUCUAUUCUGGAUGCGUUUUUAUCACUAUAGUUGUUAA
Rotaria socialis is the source of this 951-nucleotide messenger RNA. The record is from the annotation of a GenBank genome assembly. Lineage: Eukaryota; Metazoa; Rotifera; Eurotatoria; Philodinida; Philodinidae.